Molecule: messenger RNA, 1928 nt
Organism: Plodia interpunctella (Indianmeal moth)
Lineage: Eukaryota; Metazoa; Arthropoda; Insecta; Lepidoptera; Pyralidae
Product: homeobox protein Meis1-like
Exons: 7
Coding region: 273-1328 (351 amino acids)
Biological process (GO): regulation of transcription by RNA polymerase II
Molecular function (GO): RNA polymerase II cis-regulatory region sequence-specific DNA binding
Source: RefSeq, a predicted model, not a curated record
CGACGUCUGUCGUUUGUCACAAAAGCGCAACGAUUUUCGAAACAAAAAAUAGUCCAUUUUGAAAACAGACGCCUCGGAUCGAGCAUCUGGGCGUGAAACUCGUUGACGAGACAUAUUUUUUCCUAUGAUUUCUUGUUUCAGCGAGUGAUGUCUAUCAUAAAAAGUAAAUAGCGUGUGAGAUUGGCAGUUCCUGUCAGCGAGGUGGAGUGCGCGGGAAUUACUUGGACGUCCUUCAAAAAGUAGCCACGCUGCGUAGAUCCGUGAUCAAAGUUAUGAAGAUCAAAUUGCCGCGCGAUCGUUUCCCGUCGACGUCCUCGACGGAUGAUAACGAAAGCGGCACGGACUGGGACACGGACGCCGCCGGCCGGCAUCCUCCCCUCCACCCGACGCACUCGACGCACCCCCCCCACUCGACGCACCCGUCGAUACCCCCCCACCCGACGCACCCGACGCACCCGUCACAUCUGACGCACCCGUCGCAAUUCUCGCACCCACCACUGCCUCGACACCCGCCGCCGCAUCCGCAGGCUUAUGGACAGCAUCCACAAGCUAUCAUCGUCGGCUCGGUGCGCAAGCGCCGCGGCAACCUUCCCAAACACUCUGUAAAGAUCCUGAAGCGAUGGCUCUACGAUCACCGGUACAACGCCUACCCCAGUGAUGCGGAGAAGUUAGCUUUGAGUCAGGAGGCGAACCUCACUGUUUUACAAGUUUGCAACUGGUUCAUAAACGCCCGUCGCCGCAUCCUCCCCGAGAUGAUCCGUCGAGAAGGCCACGACCCCCUGCACUAUACCAUUUCGCGUAGAGGGCGGAAGACCCCUGGGGCUCACGCUGGGAUGGUGGGGCCCAUGAUUGGCAUGGACGGAGCCUCGACGUCAGGGGUCUCGCUCGGGCCUAAUGUGACUGUAGCUGCGUGGAAUGGUGUCGUGGUUCAGAACGAAGCAGAUAUCCGCCACGACUACGGCGAUGGUCUCCUGGUCUACCGCAGCGACGGCGACGAGCUCGUGGAAGAGGGCUACUCCAGCGCCAUCAGCGAAGAGGAGGUGAAGUACGACCCAUCGGUCUGGCAGUCCGUCAUCAGAUACGGCCCUGAGGAUAAUGAUCUGCAUCCGGCAUCUAGAGCAGCCCCGGUCGCGGUGGUGACUACGGAGGCUGAGCGCGGGCUGGCGGCCGCCGCGGCCUGGCGCGCGCCUGCGAGGCGUCGCAUGCAGGUGGUGCCGGGAGAGAGUGAGGGAGAACGAGACAAGUUCAAAUGCCUGUAUUUGCUCGUCGAGACCGCCGUGGCUGUCAGGCAGAGGGAGAAGGAACAAGAGUCCAUAUUGCCACUCUAGUUGGAAGGAAACUUAUCAUUUAAAUUACGUAUUUAGCUAAUAAUCUGGAACAAUGAUUGAUAUUUUAUAAAACGUCGUUAAGACGGUAUGCUGCAACUCUACUAAUACGGUUUUAGUCUUUAAGAUAUGUUUGAUAAAUAUGGUUAAGAAAAGUUUAUUAUGGAUUAAGAAAUUAGUUACUACAUCAUAGGCUAGAGGAUCCCGACGCCGAUGAUCGUGCGAAGUGGAGACGAAAAAGUAGGAAAGCGGGCCCUGGGUUCCGAGGCUCAACGGCUGAGGAAGAAACCGGGAGCACGCUCAGAUGAGAGGUUAGUGGAUCCAGAUAAAUAGAAAUAGUGGACAAAUUCCAAUGAGGAAGAAAUAGAACAAUGUUUUUGGGUAUCUUUUUAUGGGCUUACUUUAUACUGGGAUUCAUUGGAUAAAACUGUUUUCAUUGUGAGGCGUUAUUUAAGCUAAGGAUUUGAUAAAUGGUAAUCAACUGUCCAUGAUAAAAUAAUUUAAUUCGAUAAGCGAGAUUUUGUUUUGAUUUAAGAUUUAGCUAGAAGUAAGCUUGUUCUCGAUUUAAGAUGUCCGAUUCUGAUAAUGCGUGAUCAAUAAAGU